AUGUCUCUCCAAACACCCCUCUGCUCGCUCUUGAAUAUCCAGCACCCAGUUCUGCUCGCAGGAAUGGCACGCGCCUCAGGAGCACCCCUCGCUGCCGCCGUCUCCAAUGCCGGCGGCCUCGGCACGGUGGGCGGACUGGGCUAUACACCCGAGCAGCUGGACGAGAUGCUCACUGAACUCAAGUCGCUCCUCCGCGACCCAUCACUGCCAUUUGGCGUCGAUCUUGCGCUGCCACAGGUGGGCGGUGGCGCACGAGCCACCAACCACGACUACACCCACGGGCACCUGGACGAGCUGAUAGAAGUCACCAUCAAGCACGGCACAAAGCUCUUCGUCUCAGCAGUGGGCGUUCCGCCCGAGAAGACCAUCAAGCGGCUGCACGAAGCCGGGAUCUUGAUCAUGAACAUGGUUGGUGCGCCGCGGCAUGCGGAGAAGGCGCUUGAGCGCGGCGUGGAUAUUGUGUGUGCCCAGGGCGGCGAGGGCGGGGGCCAUACAGGUGAUAUCCCGUUCUCGGUGCUGAUACCUGCGGUCGUGGACGUUGCGCGCAAGUAUAAGAGCCCGUUGACGGGCCAACCGGCUCAGGUUGUUGCCGCUGGGGGCGUUAACGAUGGGCGCAGUCUGGCUGCGUCGUUAGUUAUGGGUGCGUCGGGGGUGUGGGUGGGUACCCGCUUUUUGGCAUCUACUGAAAGUGGUGCGAGCAAAUUGCAUAAGGAUGCGGUGGUUAGCGCGAAGUACGGCGAUACGCAGCGCACAUUGGUUGUCAGUGGGCGGCCGUUGCGGGUGUUGCCAAAUGAGUAUAUCAGAGAGUGGGAGAAUAGGCCUGAGGAGAUCAAGAAAUUGACCUCGAAGGGAGUUGUGCCUAUGAUGCAUGACCUCGAGAACGAGAAAGAUGUUGACAUGCCUUUUCUGAUGGGCGAUGUCUCGGCCAGUGUUAAGGAGAUCAAGCCUGCAGGUGAUAUCUUGCGGGAUAUGGUGAAGGGAGCCGUGGAGGUUCUCAGGACGAGCAACUCAUACAUCAAUGCGGCGCCAUCUAGUAGGCUGUAG
This is a messenger RNA of Penicillium chermesinum, 1044 nucleotides long. Its product is annotated as NAD(P)H-dependent flavin oxidoreductase. The coding region runs from base 1 to 1044 and encodes 347 amino acids. Lineage: Eukaryota; Fungi; Ascomycota; Eurotiomycetes; Eurotiales; Aspergillaceae. The transcript has a single exon. The record is from RefSeq and is a predicted model, not a curated record. Gene Ontology annotation, molecular function: nitronate monooxygenase activity.